GAGCAAGUCCAGAACCUAGAGACUCAGCUCAUCAAGCUCGAGGAGAAGCUCGCCGCGGACAAGUCGAGCGCCAUGGCAACCAUUGCGACGCAUGUAGCCACAAUCAAAUCGCUUCAAGUCGCUCCCCGCGCUGUCGAAGCCGUUUCGUCGGUGGCGGCGAGCGCAUUGCAAGCGGCCGCCCCGAGCGAGAGCGCCAAGGUCAAGGUACGGUUCUUGAACGAUACAUGCAGCGCCGUCGAUCUGACGGGGAUGAUCUAG
Molecule: messenger RNA, 258 nt
Organism: Saprolegnia parasitica CBS 223.65
Lineage: Eukaryota; Oomycota; Saprolegniomycetes; Saprolegniales; Saprolegniaceae
Exons: 2
Source: RefSeq, a predicted model, not a curated record